AUGGCGAAGGAGUUGGUGGAGUCACUGCAGCAGGACGAUGACGAGGAAGUCCCCCUGCUGCCGCCGUCAAGGGGGUUGUCGUCCGCGGAGGCCGAUCGACUCCUUGACCACCACGGGCGCAAUGAGCUUCCCCACAAGACGGUGCCUGGCUGGCUUAUUUUCAUGCGCUGUAUGUGGGGUCCGAUGCCUAUAGCCAUUUGGUUGGCCGUCUCCAUUGAGUUUUGUCUCCAGAAUUUCCCUGAUGGCGGCAUUCUUCUCUUCAUUCAGUUCGCCAACGCUACAAUCGGCUGGUACGAGACAACCAAAGCCGGUGAUGCGGUGGCGGCGCUUCGCGACUCAUUGAAGCCCCUCGCCACUGUGAUGCGUGAUGGAACGUGGCAGAACAUUGACGCGGCGCUUCUGGUUCCUGGUGACCUUGUGAAGCUUGCCUCGGGUUCCGCUGUGCCUGCCGACUGCACCAUCAAUGAGGGAACCAUCGACGUGGACGAGGCGGCGCUCACGGGCGAGUCCCUUCCAGUGACGAUGGGGGUGGAGCAGAUGCCAAAGAUGGGCUCUACUGUAGUGCGUGGUGAGGUGGACGGAACGGUGCAGUUCACAGGCCAGAAGACGUUCUUUGGCAAAACGGCGUUGCUCUUGCAGUCCGUUGAGGCCGAUCUUGGCAACAUUCACUACGUGUUGGUGCGAGUCAUGUUUGCCUUGACAUCGUUUUCUUUCGUGUUAUGUGUGACCUGCUUUGGUUACCUCAUGGGACAGUACAAGAUGAACUUUCGCGAUUCCCUGGAGUUUACUGUCGUGUUGCUUGUUGUGUCGAUUCCAAUUGCUAUCGAAAUUGUCGUCACGACUACGCUUGCGCUGGGGUCAAGGGAACUGGCCAAGAAGAAGGUGAUUGUCACCCGCCUCUCCUCAAUUGAAAUGAUGGCGGCGGUCAAUAUGCUUUGCUCUGACAAGACGGGAACCUUGACGCUGAACAAGAUGGAAAUCCAGCAGCAGUGUCACGUUUUCAGUAGGGAAUACAACCGCGAGAUCGUGCUCGUCUUGGCUGCCCUUGCGGCCAAGUGGCGUGAACCGCCCCGUGAUGCGCUUGACACGAUGGUACUGGGCGUGGCUGACCUGGAUGAGUGUGACAAGUACACGCAGCUGGAGUUUGUCCCGUUUGACCCGCGCAUUAAGCGCACAGAGGCGACCCUACGCGGUCCCGACGGUCUUGUUUUCAAAGUCACCAAGGGUGCACCAAACGUUGUCCUGCAGCUGGUGCACAACCGCGACGCCAUUAAGGCCCAGGUUGAAGGCAUCAUCGAAGACUUGGGUCGACGCGGCGUCCGUUGCCUCACAGUUGCUCGCACCAAGGAGGACCAGCAAUGGCAUAUGGCGGGCAUCCUGACCUUUCUGGAUCCGCCGCGCCCAGACACAAAGGAGACCGUCAGCCGCAGCAAGGAGUAUGGCGUUGAUGUGAAAAUGAUUACGGGUGACCAUCAACUCAUUGCAAAGGAGAUGGCCAGGAUGCUUGACAUGGACACAAACAUCUUGACCGCCGAGGGGCUGCCAAGGUUUCCCGCAAGUGGAGACCCAAAGGAUAUCCCAUCGACACUCGGUGAGACACAUGGUGACAUGAUGUUGGCUUGCGGAGGCUUCGCUCAAGUGUACCCGGAACAUAAAUACCUGAUUGUGGAAACGCUGCGACAGCGCGGCUAUACAGUGGCAAUGACAGGGGAUGGCGUCAAUGAUUCUCCCGCACUGAAGCGCUCUGACGUUGGCGUUGCCGUGGAUGGAUCCACCGACGCCGCCCGAGCAGCAGCAGACAUGGUGUUAACAGAACCCGGCUUAAGUGUCGUGGUGGACGCGAUGCUUAUUGCGCGUGGGGUUUUUCAACGCAUGCUGUCGUUUCUAACGUAUCGUAUUGCCGCAACCCUACAGCUUGUGUUGUUUUUCUUUAUUGGUGUCUUUGCCCUUCCGUGCCAGGAUUACGGGAUUGAGGAUCCCGACUUCCGCUUCUUCCGCAUUCCGGUGCUGCUGUUCAUGCUUAUUACGCUGCUGAACGACGGGACUCUGAUGACGAUUGGGUACGACAACGUUGUGCCCGAUCAACGUCCUCAGCGAUGGAAUCUGCCGGUGGUGUUCAUCAUUGCCACCGUGCUCGCUAGUGUGGCGUGUGCGUCGUCCCUCUUGUUGCUCUGGAUGGCGCUGGACUCUCACGACACCUCCUCGUGGUUCCACAAGCUUGGCAUCCCUCCCGUUUCCGAGGGCCAGAUUGUGACGAUGCUGUACCUCAAGGUCUCCAUCUCCGACUUCCUGACGCUCUUCUCUUCCCGCACAGGCGCAAAUUGGUUCUGGUCCUUCCGCCCCAGCCUUGUUCUCCUCCUCGGCGCCGUCGUUUCACUGGGGAUCUCCUCCUGCGUUGCCUCCUUCUGGCCGGACGGGAAGCUGGACAACGUCGUCGUCGUUGGUCUUUCACACGGCAAUAGCAAGGCGCACCGUCUGCUCCCCCUCUGGGUUUGGGUUUGGUGCGUCAGCUGGUGGUUCGUGCAGGAAAUUGUGAAGGUGCUGACAUACAAGGCGCUGGAGGUCUUUGAUAUAUUUAACUAUCGCACCAUUGCGGAGGGCAGGUGGAAGCCAUCGGCGAAGACGAGAUUCCGGCGUCGCUCACGCGGAAUGAGUCUGGGCGCCACCGACAACGUCGAGCAGCCGCUUCUGACGUAA
Molecule: messenger RNA, 2697 nt
Organism: Trypanosoma conorhini
Lineage: Eukaryota; Euglenozoa; Kinetoplastea; Trypanosomatida; Trypanosomatidae
Product: P-ATPase family transporter: proton
Exons: 1
Coding region: 1-2697 (898 amino acids)
Biological process (GO): proton export across plasma membrane; regulation of intracellular pH
Cellular component (GO): plasma membrane
Molecular function (GO): ATP hydrolysis activity; ATP binding; P-type proton-exporting transporter activity
Source: RefSeq, a predicted model, not a curated record